UGUGGUGAAACAACCGUGUUUAGUUCCGCAGGUGUUGUAAAUCAGCUGACCUUUAGCAAAAUGAAACACACGGUGAAAGUUUUACAUUUCUAAGUAUUAGGUCUUUUUAAAACGGCAACUAAUGUGAGGAGCUAGUGGUGACAAUAUACUAAAGUCAAGAAAGGAACUGAACUACACCGGCAUCAACAAGAAGCUCAUGACAGCGGGUGCACGAGGAGGAAACUUCGCAGUUGAGCAGAACAGCCUGUCCUGAUGUGUUAAUAAUCAUGGACGCCGUUGUAAAAUUCACAAGCAAAAGCCAAGGGAGAGACCGUAUAUUCAGAGCUACACAGUAUGCCUGUGCACUGUCAAUAUAUUUACUACGAAACAAGCCUGAUAGAAAGGACCUGGUGGCCAGACUUAAAAGUUUGGAAAAUAAUCUAAGUGCUGGACGAAAAUUGCUCAGGCUAGGAAAUGCAGCCAAUUCCAUUGUGGCUGCUAAACAAACCAUGCAACUCUCUGACCGAGUACUGGGCCUGUGCCUCACAGUGGCCAACAUCAACCGGGCCCUCUACUUUAUCUGUGAUAAUGUAGUGUGGGCCAGAAAUGUGGGCCUCAUCCGCAGCAUCGACAAGGAACGCUGGAGCAUAAAUGCCUCUCGCUACUACCUCUUUUCAUUAGUGAUGAAUCUGACCCGAGAUCUAUAUGUAAUUCUCCAGUUGAUGCAACAGAAAGGGAGAGAUGACCGCCUCAAAAGCAAAAUGAACCAGCAUCUCAGUGACUGUCCUGAAGUAGCGGAAGCCGUUAUUCCUGAGCUGGAUGCCCUUAUUUUCCUGCUUCUGGAGACUCUGAGAUCAGAACCGACUGUUGCCUUGGACACUGUGAAGAACAUCUGCGAUCUCUUCAUUCCUUUAGAUAGGCUGGGCAUUUACAAGUCAAGUGCAGGAGUUGUUGGAUUUUGUGGGCUGAUAUCUUCACUGAUUGGCAUUAUAACCCUCGCACGACCCACUUUGAGGAUCAAACCCUGAUAAGGAGGGUGGAGUUUGACCAAAGGUUAAAACAGACUAGCAAUAACAAUCAAGAUUAUAUAUUCCAAUGAUAAUUGUGUUGAGUGGUUUUGCAGCAGAAUCUGAAUUUACUUUAAGGCUUCCUGGCAAUAAUAUAAUUAGAGAUGCAUCAAUCAAGCAUUUCACGUCUGAUAGCAAUUUUUACUUUUUUUCUGAAGUCUAACCUUCCAAUUGAGAUUUUUUGUUCAUCAAAGAAGGUAAAUUAAGGAACUGCAGGAUAAUUAUUUAACAUAUCAAAUCAUUUCCCUAACCUGUGUGUGAUUUUAAUAUUCUAGUAGGAAGUACAAAGUGCCUUCUACUGGUUGAUUUCUUACAGGUUAAAAUUUUGUGAAUGCUUAUUUGUGAUGCAUUUAAUGACCAGUAAAAAAGUUCAGGUUUGACCGAUAGUCAAGGGACAAUUUUGUUUUUCUGACUGACUAACUGGUGCAUCUCUAAAUAUAACUAACAGCAACCUGCUGCAGGAAGUACUUUCUGAACAACCUAAGAUCAAAGACUUGAUUUUGUUGCAUUCCUGUUUUCUACACUACCAGCAGUUUCACAACUGAUAGACUCCCAAGUAAUAUGAAACAAAAAUUGUUUAUAUUGCAGGGUUGUUCGUCUGCUUUCAAAGAUGUUUAAUAUUUUUAUUUAUGGAAUUGUUUGAUGAUUACAUCUGACCUUUUUACUAUUUCAUACUUUUGAAAUAUAUUGGGUUUUGUACAUCACCUAACUAUGCAAGAUGUUUUGUCCAGACCAGGUAACAAUUUGUACCCGCAUUGGUGACUUGUGAUUAACAAUUGGUAGGUAGUGAGAAAAAGGGAUUCUGUGACUCAAAAAGUAAGAUUAACAGAAUGUUACUCAGUUAUUUGAUUUGAUCAGAGGUCAAAGGCUUUUUUUCCUCAACGAUCAACCACCAGAGAUCAGUAAUAGAGUUGCAGAAAAUUUAGAAUUAUGUAAACUUUUUAAAAGAUGUUUUAAAAUUCAAGGAAAAGGGAUGACGAUAUAAUUCAUCUCCAUAUUUGAUCAAGAAUGUUUACCUUCUUAGAGGUAAACACUUGGAUAAUAGUGUAUUAUUGUCCAAGUGUUUGUUUGCCGGUGUGAAGGGGAAGAAGGUUGAGAUGAAAUAAGUGGCUACAUAAUGGGAGUACAAAUUGAGGGUUAGUUAUUGCUCAGGCCACUGCUGUGCUUAUUGUUUUGUGAUAAAAUGCUGCUAAUUUGAUAUGACUGAAGAGUUAGUGGCUUCUCUGUCAAAUGAGGGGAAGCAUUUAGAUUUUAAUGUGCUACUGAAAUAAUCUGCUGGACUUACCUCAAAGAAAAGUGAUACAGGAUUAAGAGGAAAAACUUUGCAUGGCCAUUUUAUUUGUUCAAGAAGAGUUUGAGCUGCAAAUACUUGGAAAUCUGUUGUUUGCAACUAAAUGUAUUGGAAUUUGCUCCAUGCAACAUGUUUGUCUUUCAGAAGUAGUUACACUGCCCUCUUUAAGACAAAUGACAACUUGUACAAUUGAAGAGCUUUUUAUUUUCAGUUUCACUCAGACAACAAUGCAUUUUUUUGUAAAAGAUUAUUCUCAAGAGAUGUUAUAUUCAUCCAGAUAUUGCAAAAAUACAGUAUAUUCCAUUGUCUCUUUCACAAUGGUUUAGUUUGGCUGUGCAAAGAACCAAUAAGCAAUGCACAAAAUAGUCCCUCAAAAAUGUACAGUCAUUAAAAGCAAUAAAUAAAUUUGCUCCAAGCAAAUAAAAUGCAAUAAUAUAUAGUUGACAAAAGGUUUUAUUUCACAUUUCCACUGGUGUGUUAUUGUUUCCUGUACCAGUAAUCUAUUAAAUCACACCUCAAUGGAAAAAUGUGGAAACAGUUUGCCAAGUUGGAAGAUGAAAUUAAACUGAAACUUAGACAGUUGCUUCAAAGCACUUUUAAACAGACUUGGCUUUGAGUUGAUAUCCUAAUAGGUCUUCAAUCCUAUAAGACCAAGUCUCUAUUACUGGGAAACUUUGAUCUAAUUUAUUAAAUAUGCCUGUAUGUGCAUUUAAAGAGGCAUCUUUUGAGAUUAUG
Messenger RNA from Xiphophorus hellerii (green swordtail), 3072 nucleotides. RefSeq names its product peroxisomal biogenesis factor 11 alpha (gene pex11a). Gene Ontology annotation, cellular component: peroxisomal membrane. The transcript has 3 exons. NCBI's taxonomy places the organism in Eukaryota, Metazoa, Chordata, Actinopteri, Cyprinodontiformes, Poeciliidae. The record is from RefSeq and is a predicted model, not a curated record. Bases 267 to 1007 code for a protein of 246 amino acids. Gene Ontology annotation, biological process: peroxisome fission.